Saccoglossus kowalevskii is the source of this 3723-nucleotide messenger RNA. Its product is annotated as AMP deaminase 2. Lineage: Eukaryota; Metazoa; Hemichordata; Enteropneusta; Harrimaniidae. The record is from RefSeq and is a predicted model, not a curated record. Gene Ontology annotation, molecular function: AMP deaminase activity. Gene Ontology annotation, biological process: AMP metabolic process; IMP salvage. Gene Ontology annotation, cellular component: cytosol.
CAUCAGCAAUACAGUGAACAGCUUGCUCAGUCACACGAGUGUGUGCAAAAUAAAAAAAACAAAAACCAACAUGCCUCACAGAAAUCUUCUGCAGAGCCAAGCCUGUGAAAUUUCAAACUCCAGUGUUCAGCAUAAUUUAGCCGGUAAUGAUUUUUACAUGGAAGAAGAAAGUUACGGAGAGUCUGAAAUGGAUUCAUUUGAUCAUUUAUCAAGUACCCCACCUGCAGCUUUCUCCCCAACUCCACGUCCGUUUCCGAAGCACGUGCCCUCCCCGAUGGAUGAUAAAUAUGAAGAAAUCGCCAAAAAUCUUUUCAGACAAAGCCGGGCAGAGUCAGAGUCUCGCACAGCUCAAUACGAAUUUCCUGAUCAGUUGCCGAUAGAGAAGGAGCAAGAAACGAAAGUGGCUUUACAGCGACAAAUCAGUCUAAAUCAGAACAGAUCCAGUGAGAUGGUUGAUUUCCGCUAUACGCCGAGCAGGUUGCCGCAUGGAAAGCACAAGUCAAAAGUUGAACUUCCUGAUGAUAGUGUUGCUGUUAGUCAAGCACUAGAAUCAAUUGAGAAAGAUGUUGUUGCCGGGAUACCAAUACCCAGAGAGAAGCAAGAGAAAGUUCAGCGUAUCUUAGAUGAAGAUCUUGCUACAAACUUUCAACGUGUUUCAAUUUCUGGAACAGAUGCAUCUGGGGUUCCCAUCGAGGACUUAAAAGAAGCAUCUAAAUCUAUCAUUGGUGCUCUUCGAAUUAGAGAGAAAUACAUGAAACUGGCAUUGCAAUCGUUUCCCAGACAUCUCUCCAGGUCACUGAGAACAGUGGAUGGUAAACCUAAUGUUGUAUAUGUUGAUGAUGAAAUUAUAACUAAUGGAUCAGCUACUGAUUAUGAUCACACAGUUCAUCCACCAAUUUCUACCAAAGAUCCGUUUGAGUGUGAUAUUCCUGGGCCAAUUCAGUGUGAGUUGAAAAUGAUAGAGGGUGUCAUUCAUGUGUUUCCAGCCGAGGAUGACGACACUCAGCUUGAUAAAGACAAACCGCUAGAAUUCCCAUACAUUGACAGACGGUCAUUCAUAGCAGAUAUGAAUGUGUUGGUGGCUUUGAUGGCCAAUGGCCCAAUUAAAAGCUUUGCAUAUCGUCAGCUACAGUUCUUAUCAGCCAGGUAUCAAUUACAUAUUCUUCUCAACGAACUGAAGGAACUUGCUGCACAGAAGAGUGUUCCACAUAGAGACUUUUACAACAUUAGAAAGGUUGAUACCCAUGUUCACGCAGCAUCUUGCAUGAAUCAGAAACAUUUACUGCGCUUCAUUAAAAGUCAAAUAAAAAACAACCCAGACGAAGAGGUUUAUAAAGAAAAUGGACGUGUUCAAACACUGAAAGAAGUAUUUGAGGAUAUGAAGUUAACUCCGUAUGAUCUGACAGUUGAUAUGUUAGAUGUACAUGCCGAUCGUAAUACUUUCCACCGAUUUGAUAAAUUUAAUUCUAAGUAUAAUCCGAUCGGUGAGAGUCGCCUUCGAGAAAUCUUUAUAAAGACCAAUAAUUUUAACAAUGGGAAGUACUUUGCACAUCUUCUGAAGGAAGUAGCUUCUGACUUAGAGGAGUCCAAAUACCAGAAUGCCGAGUACCGUCUGUCCAUAUAUGGAAGAGAUCGCAGUGAAUGGGACGAGUUAGCUAAGUGGGCUGUCAAACAUCAAGUCUAUUCUGACAAUGUUAGGUGGUUAUUGCAGAUACCAAGAUUAUUUGACAUUUACCGAAGUAACAAAAUAGUGAAGAAUUUCCAAGAAAUGUUGGAUAAUAUUUUUAUGCCUUUGUUUGAAGUAACUCAGAAUCCUGAAUCGCACCCAGAGUUGCACUGUUUCCUGAGACAUGUUACUGGUUUUGAUAGUGUAGAUGAUGAAUCUAAGCCAGAGAAUCAAGUAUUCACUAACGAUAGUCCAACCCCUGAUCAAUGGACAGAUGAUGAUAAUCCAUCCUAUUCUUACUACCUCUAUUACUUGUAUGCUAAUAUUGUGGUACUAAAUCAUUUCAGAAAAGAGAGAGGUUUUAAUACCUUUGUGUUACGUCCGCAUAGUGGUGAAGCGGGUCCAGUACAUCACUUGGUAUCAGCAUUCAUGGUAGCUGAAAGUAUCGCACAUGGUCUACUAUUGAGAAAAUCUCCAGUACUUCAGUACCUAUAUUACUUAUGUCAGAUUGGCAUUGCUAUGUCACCACUUAGUAAUAACUCACUGUUUCUCAAUUACCACCGCAAUCCACUGCCGGAGUUCUUGUCGAGGGGAUUGAUGGUGUCGCUGUCAACAGAUGAUCCAUUGCAGUUCCAUUUCACUAAGGAACCUUUGAUGGAGGAGUAUAGCAUUGCCACACAGGUGUGGAAACUAUCAUCUUGUGAUAUGUGUGAACUAGCUAGAAAUAGUGUAUUGAUGAGUGGAUUCCCACAUGAGAUGAAGCAGUACUGGCUGGGGGGAUCCUAUCGCAAAGAAGGUCCUGCUGGUAACGACAUCACACGUACCAAUGUUCCUGAUAUCCGGGUUACUUUCCGUCAUGAGACUCUUCAAGAUGAGAUCUCAACUAUUUGUAAAGCUGUGUUAGGCGAUCAGUGAUUGUGAUAUACUAUGAAACAGAGAAUCCAUCAAAGUAAGCUGUACUGCUAUGGAAGUGUGAGAACUGGGUGGUCAUUGCAAGUUUUCUUAACACAGAGAAAAACCACAAUUUCUUAAAUAUUGUACAUGUGUUAAAACAAGUGACAGACAAUGUCUUUCUAGAACUUUCAUAGUGUUUAUUAUAGAUUCCAUUUCUAAUAUCACAAUGCAGUGCCAUUUAUCAUUGUUCAUGGGCAUUAAAGGGGUGCAUCAUUUUCUGUUAAUUUUCAAUAAUUACUUCUAUGACUUUUGUAUUCCUCAUCAUGAGACUGACUACAUAUUGAUACUAUAUAGAUUAUAUAGAUACUAUAUAGGUUCACAUGUGUAUAUACUGUAAAACACGUCUUUUUAGCUAGCAUGUUAUUUUAGCUAAUUUAGCUAAUCCACAAUUUCACUAAAUUAAGAUGUCGCUAAUUAGAAUAGAGUGUAUUCUCACAGUAAGAUUAUUGGCACUUUAGCUAAAUUAAAAUUCAGUUAGUUCAUGCAUUGAGUCAAAUUCGCUAAAAUGAUAUGUGGCUAUUUCAAAGUCUUUUACAAUAAUUUACCCAAGUGCAUUUGAACAUUUGUCACUAAUCAGGAUUGUCAAUGUUCUUCUCAUACAAAGUGGUAGAAACAUAUUUACUUACACAUUAAUGUGUAUUAGAAUCAAGGAUUCUUUAGCUUUGUGUGCUAUGUAUCUGCCUACUAAUAUAGGCCUCAUACUUGUUUAUAUUCAAGUGUAUUUGCAUGUCAAGUGUCUUGUGACAAUAACCAGUCUAUUGCACCCAAGGUUAAUAAAGGUGUCAUGUGGCAUACUCCUCCUGGAAAACGCUUUAUUGUUUAUUAUUUAAAUGUACAAUUGUCAUCUCUAACGUUUCGUAAUUCCCACAAUAUUAACAGUUUUUAAUAGUAUAUUUAGCUUUCGACGAAAUUUUUUUUCGUAGGAAUGUAGUUGGUCAGUGCGCAACAUAUUUCGUCUGUCAUUCGCAUGCUGGUUGUCAAAUAUAUAAACAAAUGACGUCACAGUGGUACUGCCGAUUAAAACAGCAGUGCAUCAAAGAGACAAUAGUCUGCUGAUGUCUCACUAGAAUUGCAUAAUACCUCUUUGUGAUUCAUGUUUGAUA